This is a messenger RNA of Penicillium alfredii, 1677 nucleotides long. Its product is annotated as putative acyl-CoA dehydrogenase. Gene Ontology annotation, molecular function: acyl-CoA dehydrogenase activity; flavin adenine dinucleotide binding. The record is from RefSeq and is a predicted model, not a curated record. The transcript has 4 exons. The coding region runs from base 1 to 1677 and encodes 558 amino acids. Lineage: Eukaryota; Fungi; Ascomycota; Eurotiomycetes; Eurotiales; Aspergillaceae.
AUGUCGAAAACAUUCACCAAGGACGACGUCGCGUCGCAUGGGAAAGGCGAUGGCCUCUGGAUCGUGAUCGACGAGGACGUCUACGACGUGACAAAGUUUCAAGACGAGCAUCCUGAGUAUGUCACGCUCGGUGUUGCCACCGCGAAGGCCGAUAUUGACUUUGCGCGUCUAGUUCUCCAACGGGUUGCCGGCAAGGAUGCGUCGAAACAGUUUUGGAAGUACCACAAUGAAGGGAUUUUGAAGAAGUACAAGGGCCAGCUGCAAAUUGGUUCCCUGGAUACGAAGAAGGCUGCCCCGGCACCGGCACCGGCACCGGUCCCUAAGAAGGCCGAUCCCAAACCGGCUCCUGCUUCUUCGUCAACGACACCAGCUGCAUCUGCCGCGCCUCAGGAUCCUUAUGGAGAGUUGAUUCCGUUUGCCGAUCCGUCGUGGUACCAAGGAUAUUCCUCGCCUUACUUCAAUGAGACACAUGCCGCUCUGCGUGACGAGGUCCGACAGUGGGUCGAAUCCGAGAUCGAACCGAAUGUCACCGAAUGGGAUGAAGCCAAGGAUGUUCCGGCUCAUAUCUACAAGCAGAUGGGUGAGCGCGGCUACCUGGCGGGUCUGCUGGGUGGCAAGUUCCCCGAGAAGCACACUCAGUUCCGAGUACAGUCGGUGCCGGCAGACCGCUGGGACUUGUUCCACGAAAUGCUGUUGACCGAUGAGCUGUCGCGCGCGGGCAGCGGUGGGCUGGUCUGGAACUUGAUCGGUGGCUAUGGGAUUGGCUGCCCGCCGCUGGUGAAGUUUGGCAAGAAGGAACUCGUCGACCGUAUCUUGCCUGGUAUCUUGGCCGGUGACAAGCGGAUUUGUCUGGCUAUUACCGAGCCGGAUGCGGGCAGUGACGUUGCCAGCUUGGGUUGCGAGGCUAAACUCAGCGAGGACGGCAAACACUACAUCGUCAACGGCGAGAAAAAGUGGAUCACUAACGGCGUCUACGCUGAUUACUUCACGACCGCUGUUCGAACCGGCAAGCCCGGCAUGAACGGCCUCAGCGUUCUCCUCAUUGAGCGGGAGGCAGGUGGCGUCAGCACUCGGCGCAUGGACUGCCAAGGUGUCUGGAGUAGUGGCACAACAUAUGUCACGUUCGAGGACGUCAAGGUGCCUGUGGAGAACCUGAUCGGCAAGGAGCACCAGGGUUUCAAGGUGAUCAUGACAAACUUCAACCACGAGCGUAUUGGAAUUGUCAUCCAGUGUGUGCGAUUUGCCCGAGUCUGCUACGAAGAGUCGAUGAAGUACGCCCACAAGCGUAAGACCUUCGGCAAGCGCCUUAUCGACCACCCGGUUAUCCGAAUGAAGCUGGCCCACAUGGCUCGCCAGAUCGAAGCCACAUAUAACUGGCUGGAGAACAUUAUCUUCCAGUGCCAGUCGAUGGAAGAGACCGAGGCUAUGCUCAAGCUAGGUGGUGCCAUUGCCGGCCUUAAGGCCCAGUCUACCUCCACUUUCGAGUUCUGUGCCCGGGAAGCUAGCCAGAUCUUUGGUGGUCUGAGUUACAGCCGUGGUGGCCAGGGUGGCAAGAUUGAGCGCCUCUACCGUGAUGUUCGUGCUUAUGCCAUUCCUGGUGGCAGCGAAGAGAUCAUGCUGGACCUGAGCAUGCGCCAGAGCUUGCGGGUACACCAAAUGUUUGGCAUGAAGCUGUAG